AAAAGGCGCCGCCGCCCGCCAGCCCCGCUCCGCCGCCCGCGCACCUCCUCCUCCUCCUCCUCCUCGGGCACCGGCACCCUCCCGCCUCCCUCCUCCCUCACAGCAGCAGCAGCAGCACCUCCAGGACAGAGACAGACCUCCGCCGAGCCCGCCAUGAGCAACCUGCAGCCCAAGGAGACCGAGCACGGCAGCACCGGCAGCACCGGCAGCGGCGGAAGCCUGGAGGAAGAGGUAAGGACACUUUUUGUCAGUGGCCUUCCUGUAGACAUCAAACCCAGAGAGCUUUACCUGCUUUUCCGGCCAUUCAAGGGUUAUGAAGGAUCGCUGAUCAAACUAACAUCAAAACAGCCAGUAGGCUUUGUUACCUUUGACAGCCGGUCUGGUGCAGAAGCUGCAAAGAAUGCAUUGAAUGGCAUCCGCUUUGACCCGGAGAAUCCCCAGACAUUGCGGUUAGAGUUUGCUAAAGCCAACACCAAGAUGGCAAAAAGCAAGCUGAUGGCCACACCGAAUCCCACCAAUCUCCACCCUGCCCUAGGAGCACACUUCAUUGCACGGGAUCCUUAUGACCUGACUGGAGCAGCUCUGAUCCCAGCAUCUCCAGAAGCAUGGGCUCCCUAUCCACUCUACACCACAGAGUUGACCCCUGCAAUCCCACAUGCUGCUUUCACGUAUCCAGCCGCCGCCGCCGCCGCUGCUGCCCUUCACGCUCAGAUGCGCUGGUAUCCUCCUUCUGAAGCUACCCAGCAAGGAUGGAAGUCUCGUCAGUUCUGUUAGUUUUAAGCCGCCUCUUGGCCCACCUUUUCCCUUCUUGUCUCUCCAUGGAGUGAUGUGCCAGGAAUGAAGUAGUCUGUGGAUCGCUGGAAAUCUUCCCUCCAAACCCUUCCUGUGGACACCAGAAAGGUGCCCAACUGCAGUAACUCCCCCUUCUUGUGAAUGAAUCUGUGGGCUUCCCUGUCCCAAGACUGUGAACAUAAACUGUCCAGCCUCUUCCCCAGUUCAGUAACUGCAUGGUCUGUGUACUCUCCCGCCUGCUUGCCUGCCUGCCUGCCUCCCACCCCAUCCACCCAUUCCACUAACUCCCAUUACUGAGUUUCUCCUACUAUGCUGGGGCCUAGUUGGAGAGACCAGAUCUUGAUGAUAGACCCUUUUUUUGUUCCCAGCUGGGAUGCUGGCAUUAAAUGUGGUCUAGCUGUGUACAGUGCAAUAUCCAGGCCUUUCUUAUCCUAAACAUUGUUUAUGCAGUUCCGCUGAAGGAAGCGAAAGACAAUCGGUUUUGCAUGUUUUCUGGCAUGAAUUUAAAACACUUUAACUUGGUGGGUGUGUGCGUGUGUGAGUGUGCAAAGCUGUUUUUGUUCUAGCAUUUGUGUAACUAUAGCAAUGGGUUUUGGCCUAGCUAUUGAUCACUGAAGUUUUUUCAUCUUGCUUCUGUGAAGACUUGGCUUCUAAAAAACACUAUCCUAGUUUUGCCUUGUUCUCUCCCCCCCCCCCUCCUUCUUAUUCCCUUUUGAGGCUCCCCUUUCCAUUUUCUGCUUUGACUAGAAUUUGAAAAGAGAGAGAGAGAGAGUUUCUUCUCAAAAGUACAAUGCACUGGGUUUCUUGUCCAUUUUGCCCUUCUCCAGUUCAAGUCAGGGUUGUUUUUGUGUUUUAUUUUUCUGUUAAGCUCCUAUAUAUAGAACAUCUGUAAAAUAUUUAACUUUUUUUCCCACAUCCCUCUGAUUGGAGAGAAUCCAGUCUUGCCAAAUAAUCAGCCAUCCUUAUGGGAAUAUCGAACAAAGAUGUACGAGUAUUUUUGUACCAUGUGUAAUAAGGAAAUAUUUAUGCAUCAUAAAAAGAUUCUGUGUGGUUUUGUGCAAUUAAUUAUUAUUAUUAAAGAGAAACUGUAAUCUGUAAGAUAAGUUUAAUGUUCAGUUUAAAAGCUUGAAGGAAAAAAAAAGACUUUUUUCUGUAACUGAUUCAGUCAGGCAUAGUAACAAGAAAUUGUGCAAUUUUUCGUUGACAUUUUAUUGCUUGGUAUUUGGAAGUGCUUUAAGUAUUAUAUUGGACCAUGGCUGUCUCACUUGUAUUAAAAUUCUUAAGAAUAAGUUGCUAUAUCCUAUGAGAAUGUGAAACUGGAUAAUAUAUGAAUUGUACUCAGUGGUGUGUUGACUCUUUACUGCAUGAAGGUGUAUGAUAUGUGGUAUUUACUUGUGACUGAUGAAGGUCACAGACUGGUGUGUGAGUGUGUGUAUGUGUGCAAGAGAGAGAGAGAGAAAUUUACACCUUCAUUCUCCCUAGAAUGUGAGCCUCACUCAGGUGGCAAACUUGUGAGUAGACCACAAAAGUCAGCCAAAAGGCUGGGGCAUGAGGAGGCACAUGCAAGAGAUCUUUAGGGACCUUAUUGUAAGAUAUUUUGAUGCUAAUGUCAGAAGCCUCUAAACUAAAACAAUUUUUAAUUGUAAAGGAGAAUAUACAUACCAGCAUAAUAAAUUUGGUAGAAUAAGGAAUAGCAAUAGGAAUAUGACCAUUUCUAUGAUUCUUUGAUUCUAUGAUUCUAGAUACAGUGGCUAUAGACUAGAGUGGUGUGGUAACAUCACCAGGAUUGGUGACACUUGAUGCGGGGGUACCGAGGGAGAUUGGUGGCAGCAACUGCUUGCUGCUUCAUUGGGGACCCAGAUACUACCCUGGGGAGACAGCCAGGACAGUGAUAAACCCAUGAGCAGUGCACUCGCCUCUCUGCCAUCCUCACCACCACCUCAGUUUCCUCCUACCCGAAUUAGGGGGGGGCUGCUGGGGAGCGGCAGCUGCUUGCCCCUUGUAUUCACCCCAGGAAGGAAGAUGAUCUGACAACAAAUCCACAAGCAGUGCGGUCACCCCUCUGCCGCAGCAGGAAGAGGACCCCACCAGGAGUGUCAUCCGGUGCAGUCUGCACUCCCUGCACUCGCCCAGUGAUGCCACUGCGGUGGUGUCUAUCCUUCAAAUAUCAAG
Molecule: messenger RNA, 2964 nt
Organism: Sceloporus undulatus (fence lizard)
Lineage: Eukaryota; Metazoa; Chordata; Lepidosauria; Squamata; Phrynosomatidae
Gene: RBPMS2
Product: RNA binding protein, mRNA processing factor 2
Exons: 8
Coding region: 154-774 (206 amino acids)
Biological process (GO): negative regulation of smooth muscle cell differentiation
Molecular function (GO): mRNA binding; protein homodimerization activity
Source: RefSeq, a predicted model, not a curated record